Priapulus caudatus is the source of this 2462-nucleotide messenger RNA. RefSeq lists its product as uncharacterized. The coding region runs from base 397 to 1938 and encodes 513 amino acids. Gene Ontology annotation, molecular function: zinc ion binding. The record is from RefSeq and is a predicted model, not a curated record. The transcript has 6 exons. Lineage: Eukaryota; Metazoa; Priapulida; Priapulimorpha; Priapulimorphida; Priapulidae.
UUGACUUGAAUCCUGUUGCUGCAGGGGCCAUGUAGUUUAUUUAUCUGUUUUUCCUAUUUUCUUUUGCUUAGAUGACCGCAGAGGUCAAAUCCAAUGUGUCUGUGACAUUCAGCAUCAAAAGUUACAUCUGCUGAGCAUUCUUAAACAUUUCUCAUGUGCCCAUAUUGAUUUCCAUUGAACAGACAAACCUUAACAAAUAUGUAUUAGAUUAUUUCACGUCUUGUCAAAAUGUUAACACACAAGUAUUUCCAGCUUUAACUGUCCUAGUGAGCACACUUUACCAUUGUAUGCGCAGCAAACAUGCAAACAUGAAAAUUGCAUUUUCAGAAUGUGUAUAGCCACCUUCUACGCCAAAGAAGGCUGAACACAGACGAAUGCAAGCUAGCCAGUAAUCUCAUGAGGGUGAAAGCAAACAAAACGCUACUGCGCAUUGAGUUAGAGGAAAACACAGGAAAAGUCAUAACAUUGAGAGACCUAAGCAACAUGAAAGCCAGAUCACAGUGUGGUGCAGGUGGCAAUGAAUUGGCCAGCAUUGUCCGCCACUUGACUGACAUCCGUGGAUCUGUCGUGGAAGUUGUGAAGGAUGAGGAUAAUAUCCUCACAGGACUUUUCUACCAAGACCGGCAGAUGCGACAAGCCUACCAAUCAUAUCCUGAGAUGUUGAUGUGCGAUGCCACAUACAAGCUCAACAAUAUUCGUAUGCCCCUUUACGUGAUGGCAGUAAUUGAUGGUGAUGGUCACACUCAAGUGGCUGCAUUGCACUUGACAUCAAAUGAAACAGGUGCUGCCCUUUCAAAAAUGGUUCAGAUUUUCAAGUCACACAAUGAAGCAUGGCCACGCACUGAGGUCAUCAUGACGGACAAAGAUGUUACCGAACGAAAUGUCUUGUCAGAUGCGUUCCCCAAUGCGACAUUGCAGCUGUGUCUGUUCCACACACUACGCAGCUUCUCUCGGGAAAUUACUGUGGAGAAGAUGGGAGUCCGCCCUGGUGUGCGCGAUGCACUUCUAGGAUGCUUUAGCGACAUGGCGCAUGCACGCUCUGAGGCACGCUUUGAGGAACAGUGCGCCUUUCUAGAGGAUAUGAAUGUUCCUCUUGCCAUUGAAUACUUUCGGAAGAACUGGCUGCCACUCAAACAUGAGUGGGUACAUUGCUUUAAAGCACAGCACUUCAACAUCGGUGAUGGAACAAACAACCGGUUAGAGAGUCUGAAUGGCCACAUCAAAAGUGUGUGUGAUAGGUAUGCAACCCUGUCUGCAUUUUUUGCAGACUUAUUCUCAGUACUCCGUGUGCUAAGAUCAGAGCGAGAGCACAAGGCACUCACCGAACGCAUAACAAUGGCAACCCAUGAGCCGAGUGACAUCACUAAUGAUGACCGGUUAUAUAAAAAGGUGCUCACUCCCUUUGCAUAUCGCAAAGUUGUGGGACAGAUUGCAAAGCGAGAGAGUGUGCAACUACCAGAAGAUGAAUUGUUGGCACCUUCGUCAGAAGGACCUUUGCGAGUCACAGAGUCUUCCUGCACGUGUGCGUUCCGGUGCACUCUUCGCUUGCCGUGCCGGCACAUCCUAUCUCGAAGACACCAGCUGGGUUUGUCCUCGUUUGAACCCAGACUUUGCGAUGCACGUUGGAGGCUAACUACACAUAACGUGCAGGAUGAGCUGGCAUCUGCUGAAGCCAACCCUCUCCAUGUUCAGCAGUUGGUACCUAGCAGACAGACAACACUGAAUGGAUUUCAGAAAUUUCACCAAGCGAAGGUGGUUGCCUUGGAGCUUGCGAACUUGGCUGCAGAGGUCGGCACAAGGCAGUUUCGUGAACGUCUCAACGUCUUGAAGCUUCUCAAGUCUGAGUGGGAAAGGGGAGAAGACAUACUGCCAGUUGAUCACGAGUUAGCGGUGGAAAGCGCCUCCGGUGGCUAUCCCCACACGAGCUACAGAGGGUGACCACGAGUACACCACAGUGUUCCAGCCAGAUGCUACGCUCCUAUCUGGCCCAGCUACUAGCAGUGAACAAGUUAUCGCAGAUAUUAGACUGCCUCCCAUCAUAAAAAAGAGAGGUCGACCAAAGUGGGGUGGGAAAACAGCUGUUGGUCUGCCCAGGAAGCGGAAAGUGGAUCGUCCACAAGUGUUUCUUUCUCGAUUUCCCUUGGAUCGUGAAAAGGUUAUGCUCUCCUGGUUUGUAUCCCAGGAACAAGCACAUUCUACGAUUACAAGCAAGACGCUGAUUGGGCCAGAAGACGUCAGCCGCAGGGCAACUACCACUGCUGUUUUAGAUGCAAGUGUUUGCAUUAAAACCAUACGCAAAUAUUUCACAUCGUCUGCAUGGGAUGCGGUUAAUGUAGUAGUCGCUGAAACAGAAGAAGAUCCCAUUUGGUUCUGUGGGAUGUGCACGAAUGAAAUCACAGAGGAAACAUGUGUAGCAUGUGAUAGCUGCCUCCAAUGGAGCCAUUUUCAUUGUGCAAGGUUAA